This is a messenger RNA of Oppiella nova, 1709 nucleotides long. The record is from the annotation of a GenBank genome assembly. NCBI's taxonomy places the organism in Eukaryota, Metazoa, Arthropoda, Arachnida, Sarcoptiformes, Oppiidae.
GGUUUGUGAUCAAAACAAACAGCAAUUGAUUUGUGAAUCUGUUUUGAAUUGUGUGUCAAUUGACGGCUAAUUAUAAGCGUUGAAAGCAAUCACUGAAUGAAUCGUUUGAUUGAAAGUGAAAUCCAAACAAUUGAUUGAAAUAAUGGCAGAACUGUUGCAGAGAUUCAGUGGAAAUCCGUUCACAACAACUGUCGGACAGAAAAUCGAACAGGCCACCGACCCAUCCCUGGCCUCCGAGAACUGGGCCCUCAAUAUGGAGAUAUGCGAUGUGAUCAACGACACCGACGAGGGUCCCAGAGAUGCCGUGCGGGCCAUCCGGAAGCGAUUGCAGCAAAACUCUGGCAAAAACUUCACUGUCGUUAUGUUCACUCUCACAGUAUUGGAAGCGUGUGUCAAGAAUUGUGGCAAAAGAUUUCAUUUAUUGGUUACGAAUAAAGACUUUGUCCAAGAAUUAGUCAAAAUUAUAGGCCCUAAGAAUGAUCCUCCGGCUGUCGUCCAGGAAAAGGUAUUGAGUCUAAUCCAGAGUUGGGCGCAGGCUUUUAGAGGACAGACAGAGCUUCAAGGAGUGGUUCAGGUCUAUAACGAACUCAAAAGUAAAGGCAUUGAAUUCCCGGCGACAGACUCGGAGGCUAUGGCACCCAUACAUACUCCGCAAAGAGCUAAAUCGGCGACAUCUCAUUCAUCAGAGCCAUCAGUUCCGUUGCCGACCAAUACAUCAGUGGGUGCGGCGGCCAGUGUUCAGCCGCAGCCCAUGACAGGGGCGGCCGCCAGACGUGUGGUGACGGGACCGAUGCAGUUGAGUCCGGAACAGUUGGCCAAACUGAGGAGCGAACUCGAUGUCGUUCAGUCCAAUAUGAAAGUCUUCAGUGAAAUGUUGACUGAAUUGACGCCCGGAAGCGAACAUAACGACGACUGGCAACUGUUGUCCGAUUUGAACAAAACGUGUCAAUCCAUGCAAACCAGAAUUGUUGAACUCAUUGAACGCGUGGCCAAUGAAGAGGUCACUAAUGAACUGUUGAGAGUCAACGACGAACUCAAUAACCUUUUCCUGAGAUACGAGAGACACGCAAAGAAACACAAACCCCAACCCCAACCCCAACCACAGAGCACAGCAGUGGCCGCACCACUGCCCUCACGCCCAUCGGAACCCACUUUAAUUGAUUUUGAUUCGACAGACGAGUCGACUGUUGGCGUCACUACACGUUUGGCGGACAUUCAGUUGAGUGGUAUCAACGCCGCUGCCUCACGACCCGUGGAGGCAACUGCUGGUGAUUUGGACUUUGAUGUGUUCGCUCAGUCAAGAGGCGCUUCCACUAAAGACAACACAACUAAUGACUUAAAUUCAGUGAACCCGCCGCCCAAUAAAGAGAUGCCAAACACUGUAAUCCAGACACAACGCGAACAAGAUUUCGAUGAAAUGGAAAAGUGGCUCAAAGAGGACCCAACUCUGACCGGAUCAGAGUUCGACCGCUUCUUAGCCGAGAGGGCGAGCGCUCUGGAGAAACAGCCGCAUAAAGGGGGUGAAGGGGAUGUGGAUGUGAACAACAAACCCGAUGACAAAAGUCUCUUAUAGUUUGGUGUUUGUGUUGAUUUCGCUUAAUAUAAUAUAUCAUAGCUUUUAAUAAUUGAGUCUUAAGUCGAAUAAUAUAUAAGUAAAUGAUAUAAUGAUUCAGUAUUUAUAAUAUCAAGUGAUUUAUAUUUUACGGUAC